Messenger RNA from Populus nigra (black poplar), 4778 nucleotides. RefSeq names its product protein SHORT ROOT IN SALT MEDIUM 1. Gene Ontology annotation, molecular function: calcium ion binding. Gene Ontology annotation, cellular component: nucleus. The coding region runs from base 180 to 4586 and encodes 1468 amino acids. Lineage: Eukaryota; Viridiplantae; Streptophyta; Magnoliopsida; Malpighiales; Salicaceae. Gene Ontology annotation, biological process: regulation of DNA-templated transcription. The record is from RefSeq and is a predicted model, not a curated record. The transcript is spliced from 21 exons.
AAGUUUGCUUAUGUAUUAUAAAAAACAGGAAAUUUGGUACCAGUACCUGAAAUUCAGUCCUAUCGUCUCUUAUUUUAGGGUUUUUAAGAACAGCAAAAAACAACCCACUAGCAGCAGUACUCUGUAUAACAUUGAUAAUCUCGGGUUUUGUUAUGUUUUAAUUAGUGGUCUAAAUAAAUAUGUAUUCUUCGAGAGGCAGUAAUGCUUAUGGCCAGCAAUCUUAUGGUGCCCAAUCUGGCUAUACACAAAAUCUGGGAACGGCAUAUUCUGGGAGCUCUGCUGGGGGGCAUGAUGGGGGCUCUCAACAUUCACUGGCUUCUAGGCAUUCAUUGAUUCUGGGUGGUCCUCAGGAAGCUGAUGUUGGUGGAUACAGAGGCCAUGCUUCGGCCACAGCACAUUAUGGGAGCCAAUAUGGGGCUGCCUAUGGCUCAACUGCCAUGAGUGGUUCUCAACAGGCUCCCACAUUGAGUGCCAAAGGGAGUGGAGGGUUGUCUUUGGAUAGUCGUGGCACCUAUCCAUCAACUCUGCCUGAUUCUCCUAAAUUUUCAUCAGCUGACUAUAUCUCAUCAUCAAGUCAUGGAUAUGGACACAAAAGCGAUCAAUUGUUUGCAGAAAAAAUACCUGAUUAUCCAGCAAUUGACAGACGACCAUAUGGUGAACGACAGGGUACAUAUAUGGGGAGGGAUAUGCAAGGUGAUCCAGCUACACGAUAUGUCGAUUCUGUUGGUUUUGGUCAUCAACAUCAGCCUGAGAUUUAUGAACGUAUCGAUCAAGCUUCAAUUCUUAGACAAGAACAGUUAUUGAAACCUCAGUCAUUGCAAUCCGCUUCUCUUGAUGGAGGUGCCAGACAAAUUGACUAUCUUGCAGCAAGAGGUGCUGCUAGUCGUCAUACCACCCAAGAUCUCAUGUCUUUUGGAGGAAGAAUAGAUGCCGAUCCUCGCAAUUCUUCAUUACUUAGUUCUUCUACGUACAAUGGGCAACAUGCUCCCUCGAUAUUGGGAGCAGCUCCUAGGAGAAGUGUUGAAGAUCUAUUGUAUCCUCAAAGCUCAUCAAAUCCCGGAUAUGGAGUGAGUUUGCCUCCUGGAAGGGACUAUGGCACUGGAAAAGGGCUCCAUGGAACAUCUCUUGAAUCUGAUUAUCUUGGUUCUCAUCCAAGGAUUAAUGAGCGCAUGGAUGACAGAGCUAGCUAUCUUCGAGAAUUUGAGCUAAGAGAGGAGGAGCGCCGUCGAGAACUUCUGCGUGAGAGGGAGAAGGAUAGAGAAAAGGAACGAGAACGGGAACGAGAACGGGAACGGGAACGGGAACGAGAAAGAAAGCGGGAAAGGGAGCGCAUUUUGGAACGACGUGAAAAGGAGAGGGAGAGGGAGAGGGAGAGGGAGAGGGAGAGGAAACGUGGACUCGAAAUUAGGCGGGAGCGAACUCCACCAAGAGCUUCAAUGGAUCGACGUGGUUCCUCUUUGCUGAAAGAGGGGAGAUCUUUACGACGUGAUUCUCCAAGCCAUGAAGCAUCACAUAGGCGUCAUUCACCUGUUAAAGAAAAAAGGAGAGAUUAUGUCUGCAAGGUUGGCACAUUCAGUUUGGUGGAUAUAGAGAGGGAUUUUCUAUCAAUUGAUAAGAGAUAUCCCAAACUUUUUGCUUCUCCAGAAUUUUCUAAGGUCAUUGUGAACUGGCCAAAGGGAAACCUGAAACUUUCUAUCCAUACCCCUGUCAGUUUUGAGCAUGAUUUUGUUGAGGAUAGCAGUGAAGCAGAAAAAAAGGAUCUGUCCACGACGUUCUUGUCUAAAAAACUUGGAAAACCAGAGAAUGGAAGCACUGUUUGGAAUGCAAAGAUAAUGUUGUUGAGUGGACUUAGCAAGAAUGCUCUGGAGGAGCUCUCAUCUGAGAAAAGAUGUGAUGAUCGCGUACCCCAUAUUUGCAAUAUUCUUAGGUUUGCUGUCCUCAAAAGGGACCGUUCUUUUAUGGCUGUUGGUGGACCAUGGGAUUCUGCUGAUGGCGGUGAUCCAUCAGUUGAUGAUUCUGUUUUAAUUCAAACAGCCCUUAGACAUGCAAAGGAUGUAACUCAACUUGAUUUGCACAACUGCCAUAAUUGGAACCGUUUUCUUGAGAUACAUUAUGAUAGAUUUGGCAUUGAUGGGUUCUUUAGCCACAGAGAGGUCACUGUUCUGUUUGUUCCAGAUUUAUCUGAAUGUCUUCCUUCAUUAGAUGCAUGGCGAGAGCAAUGGCUUGCACACAAGAAGGCUGUUGCUGAUAGAGAACAUCAGCUUUCUUUAAAGAAAGAGAGGGCUAGAAAGAAGGAAGGGGAAAAAGAUAAAGGAACAGAUUCCGUGAGAGAUUCUAAGAAGUCGGCUCAAAAGGAAAAUAUCAAAGAGUCUGCCUCUUCUGUCAUCAACAAAAAGGAUAAAGAUGGAAAUUACAUAAAAGGUAAAACAACUGAAUGCAGGAGUGGUGAAAAUGAUAAGAAAGCUGAGAAAAAAGAUGAACUUGAAACAGCUGACGAAGGCAAGAAUGUCGACAAGAAGGACCAGGGGGGAGCUGCUGGUUUGCAGACAGCUGGUACCAUGAAGUCUGGAAAGAAGAUCAUACGGAGAAUUGUGAAACAGAAGGUCACUAAUAAGACAGCUGAUUCUGAGAAUUCUAUCAGCAAAAAGAAUGAACUGGCAGAUGAGGGUGUUGAGGGGAACUCUGGAAGAUCUGAGAUCUCACUUGAGCAGAGUGAAUCUCCUGCUGAUACUUCCGGCGUUAAAACUUUUGUAAGAAAAAAAGUUAUAAGAAAGGUACCAGUGGGAAAAUCUACUCAAAAUAAAGAAAAUGACUUGCAGUCUGAGAUGAAAGCUGAGAAGGACUGCACUGAAGAUAAACCAAAGAAUACUUCAGAUACCAACACUCCUAUAGUUACGCAAGGUACUGGUAUCAAAACAACCAUAAAAAAGAAAAUAAUUAAGAAAGUACUUAAAAGAAAGCUCACUGGUGCAGGAGCCAGUGGCGGGACUGGUGACCUUAAGAAAGAUGACAAAAAGGAUGAGGAAAAGGUUGUUCAGGCAGGUAAAGAAACAGAAAACACUGGGGAAAAAACAGCAGAAACAGGAAACGAGGAGCGUGAGGCAAAAGAUUCAGAGAAGAAAGUAAUUCAUAACACCAAGUCAAAAUCCCCAAUUGCAGAGAAGCAAGCUAGUGUGCCAAUUUUUAACAAAAUCAAGGCUGUCAAGGAGGAUGAAAAGGAAAUUGACCAGAAAAGCAGCUCAGGGACUAAAACUGAAGUUAAGGCUGACAGGCUAAAGGUUGCCCCGAAGGAUAGUGCUAAUAGCAAGGGAGGAAAGUUGAAGGAUGAUGAAAAAUCAAAGGAAGAGAAAAAGGACAAGGAUGGAAAAGAAGUUAAGGAAAAGAGAAAGCCUGAAGAACCUCCUAGACAUCCUGGGUUUAUUUUGAAAACAAAAGGCAACAAGGAAUCUAAAGUAGGUUUUGCUUAUUGCCUCGCACAUAGUUGUGUUACUAACUCCUACAUUGAAAAUAUUCUGCCAAAAGCAACUCAUAUUAACUGUCAUUGUGUUGUCAAAAAAUUAAAAUUUGACUGGCAAUUUGGAACACCUUGCCUACACUUGUAUUAUUUCCUAAUGUUGCAUUUUUUGCUACAGCCGCGUUUUUUAUCACUUUCACUGGACUCACUUUUGGAUUACACUGAUAAGGAUGUUGAAGAAUCAACAUUUGAGCUUUCACUAUUUGCUGAAUCUCUAUAUGAAAUGCUUCAGUAUCAAAUGGGCUCUCGUCUUUUGACAUUUCUCCAGAAGCUACGAAUAAAAUUCGUAACCAAAAGAAAUCAAUACAAGAGGCAGCGGGAGGAAAUAGACGACAAGGACAAGGACAAGGACAAGGACAAGGACAAGGACAUGGACAUGGACAUGGACAAGGAAUCAUCAAGAAAGCGCCUGAAGACUAGUGAGUUACCUGUGAAAGCUAAAUCUGCAAACAGUGAAAUGUCAAGUGCAGAUCAGCCAAAUGAUGAAAAGACUGUCAUGGAGGAGGAUACUUCUGUUGAUCCUAUUAAUGAGACAAAGCAGGAAGAAGAAAGUGAAUCUGAGGAAGACCCAGAAGAAGACCCUGAAGAAUGUGAAGAAAUGGAGGAUCCUGAAGAAUAUGAAGAAAUGGAUGAUGCUGGACAUGAUUCAUCUAAUGAGCAAAAAGAUGAGGGGAAGACUAGUGGGGAUGCUGAGCAUGAUGAACCUCUGGCUGGCGACGAAAAAGACAAGGCUGAGGAAGUGGCCGAAGAUAAAACUGACAUCAAAGAUGUAGAGUCAAAACCCAAGUCUGGUGCAGAUUUGUCUGAUAAAAAAGAUGACAAGGUGAAGACAGAGCUGUCUGGGAAGGAGGCUGUGAUUGAUAAGGAAUUGUUGGAGGCUUUCAGGUUUUUUGACCGGAAUCGAACUGGCUACAUCAGGGUUGAAGACAUGAGGUUGAUUAUCCACAACUUGGGGAAAUUUCUAUCCCACAGGGAUGUCAAGGAACUUGUGCAAAGUGCUUUGUUGGAGAGCAACACUGGGAGGGAUGACCGCAUUCUCUACAAUAAGCUGGUGAGAAUGACUGGCGUUUGAUAUUUUAGGUUUUCAGGUUGUUCCGGGAGUACUCCAGUCACUUUGCUGUUACAAUUCACCUUUUCAUUGCUCCCAUAAGAGGAUGUCGCUGUAUUAGUCAUAAAUUCAUGUUGUUUUACGUCACCAUUUCUUGGUCAACAGAAAUAAAUCUUAUCUUCACUUUUAUAAUGGGGGAAAAUAGGUUAUAUAUUA